AUGUUUUGCUACUCUACUCCAUGUGGUGGUGGGGAGUAUGAGGUGAGGGAAGGCCAUGUGAAAUUCCCAGUCAUGAUUGACAGCAGAACCUGUGGGUGUGGAGUUUGGCAGGUGUCUGGUAUUCCCUGCAAACAUGGUUUGAGGGUCAUUUACAACCAGAGACUAGAUCCUCUAUACUUUGUGUCCCAUUUCUUCAAGGGUGCUGCUUAUAAGUUGGCAUAUGCAGAACAUAUGCACCCUAUUCCUGACCCUACUCAGUGGCCUGAGUUUAACCUGCCCACCAUUAACCCUCCUGGAAUUAAGAGGAUUGCUAGAAGACCCUCUAAACAAAGAAAGAGGGGUGCCAUGGAAGCUAAGAAGAGGAAGAGGCACACUUUAGUAAAGUGUAGCAAAUGCAAGGAAAUGGGCCACAAUGCAAGGACUUGCAAGUCUAGCACUGGCAGUUCUAAGGCACCACCAAAAUAG
Messenger RNA from Spinacia oleracea (spinach), 465 nucleotides. RefSeq lists its product as uncharacterized. Lineage: Eukaryota; Viridiplantae; Streptophyta; Magnoliopsida; Caryophyllales; Amaranthaceae. The record is from RefSeq and is a predicted model, not a curated record. The transcript has a single exon. Gene Ontology annotation, molecular function: nucleic acid binding; zinc ion binding. Bases 1 to 465 code for a protein of 154 amino acids.